UUUAUUUCCCCUCCAACGUACUGAACGCAGUUCUCUCUCUCUCUCUCUCUCUCUGUGCAACUUCCGUACGAAACUGCCACCGCUCGCCGGUCUCCCCGUCCCUCUCGGCUGUCGGCCACCCUCCGCCGGUCCAUACUUCACCAGCGUUCUGUAUCCGGCGGAUUUGGCGGCCGGAUCUGUCUCCGGCGACGCUAAAAAAAGCAGGUGCACAUGCACACAUGCUAGAUGGGAUGGGUAUUGAUUGUUGGUUCUUUGGUUGUGCUAUGGGUAGCAUCUCUGUGCAAAAUUCUUCGCGGAUCAAGCUCACCUUCCAGGAGCUUAUUCUUGAAUACUGGUGGAGCUCUUCCCAAGAGAAAUGUCUUGCUGGUUGUUGCCCACCCAGACGAUGAGUCUAUGUUCUUUUCUCCAACAAUAAGCUAUCUGAUUUCAAGAGGUCACAAUCUGCACGUAUUGUGCUUGUCAAUUGGCGAUGCAGAUGGCAAGGGGAACAUCAGAAAAGAAGAGCUCCGUCGAGCUUGUGCAAUUCUCAAGGUUCCACUUCAACAAGUGAAGAUUCUGGACCAUCCAGAUUUGCAGGAUGGUUUUGGCAGGGUUUGGAACCAUACUUUACUGGCUAAGAUUAUUGAAGGGGAAAUUAUAAGUUUUGGCAUUGACUCGAUUAUUACUUUUGAUAACUAUGGUGUUUCGGGUCAUUGUAAUCACCGUGAUGUGCAUCAUGGGGUCUGCAGCAAGUUCUUGCAUGAUUCUUCACAAGGAACUGUUGAGGCCUGGGAACUUGUUAGUACCAACAUCUUACGCAAGUAUACUGGACCACUUGAUAUUUGGUUGUCCAUUUUACAUGCCAUGCAACACUCGGGUGAAGUGAUGCAUUGCUUGCUAAAUGAGCAUCCCCAGAAGAGCUUCCUUGCGAUGGCACAACACUCAAGCCAAUGGGUUUGGUUCCGCAAGCUUUUUGUAGCAUUUUCCAGUUAUACCUAUGUGAACACGCUUAGAAAAAUCAGGUGAAUGUGAAGUAACAAGACAGGAGCAAUUAUGGAUUAUGAGUCGAGGAGGCUUCAUUGUAUAGUUUCUGAGAAGCUUUUGGGUCGGUUACAGUAUCGGCGGUACCAUGGAGAACUAGAAAGGGAACUCUCAAUUUUCUCAAAUUCUGCUGCAGGUAGGAUGCGAUUCGGAGAAUCUCAUAACCAGUCCUUACCCUGAUGGACCCCGUAUACACUAGCGGAUCUGAAUACUUGGCUAUCAGUGCUGCCGGGUCCCGAGAAACCGGCAUGCCCUUCUUAUUUGCAGCACUAAGUUGAUAUCUAGGAAACAAAAAUGAGAUAAUUGGGGCCAGUACC
Molecule: messenger RNA, 1337 nt
Organism: Alnus glutinosa
Lineage: Eukaryota; Viridiplantae; Streptophyta; Magnoliopsida; Fagales; Betulaceae
Exons: 12
Coding region: 226-1005 (259 amino acids)
Biological process (GO): GPI anchor biosynthetic process
Cellular component (GO): endoplasmic reticulum
Molecular function (GO): N-acetylglucosaminylphosphatidylinositol deacetylase activity
Source: RefSeq, a predicted model, not a curated record